AGUUUUCAGAGGCUGCGAUUUUUCAGACUUUGACCGUGCCGAAUACUUUCCGUUGAGUUGAGGUGACACACUGACACACACAACAGGACGCCAUAAUGCUUGACAUGAAGGACAUACUCUUCCUGAAACCUAAACCUAGUGCUUUCAGGGCUUUGGUCUUGCUUCACACUGUUGUCCUGCUCCUCCUAACACACUCUUGCAGAGGUCAGCCUCACCUGAUUGGCCCAACUCAGCCAAUAGUGGCAAUGCUUGGGGAUGAUAUAGUCUUGCCAUGUUACCUGGAACCUUGUGUGGAUGCUUCUGGCAUGACAGUGGAGUGGGCAAGAUCUAACCUGGAACCCAGAUUUGUCUAUUUGAUGCGAGACAAUGUGGAACUUCCAACUGAGCAGAAUUCAUUGUACAAAAGUAGAACGUCGCUGUCCACCAACAAACUGAAGUGUGGAGACAUUUCACUGAAACUCUCCAAAGUGAAACUCUCUGAUGCAGGGACAUACAAGUGCCUCGUUCCCAACUUGAAAACAGAAUCUGUGGCUGAGAUCACUGUGGGUUCUGUCUCCACACCUGACAUAACAAUGUCCAAGGACAACAAUGGCGUGACGUUAGAGUGUAAAUCUGGUAGCUGGUAUCCACAGCCUGAUAUGUUUUGGAUGGAUGUUGACGGAAACCUUCUCUCUGCUGGACCUACAGAGAGAGUCAGCAGUCCUGAUGGUCUCUAUGCUAUCAGCAGCAGUGUGACUGUGGAGAAGAGACACAGCAACAGAUUCACCUGUAGAGUCCAGAACAACAUCAACCAGACCAGAGAGACAUACAUUAAUGUUCCAGAUGAUUUCUUUCUGGUCCAGGCUAAUUCUGCUGUUCGCGUCAUCAUCUGCUUGGCUAUCUGCUUCAUGUCUAUAGCUGCCGUUGUCUUUGUUAUGUGGAAAUGGGGACGAAACAAAGAAGAUAUUACUAAAAAAAAAGGAUCACAACAUGGGAUCACACCAUUCCACGACGUAGAACUUCAGCUUCUGAUGGAGGGACAAGGACAAGGAGAUCCAACCGUGGCAGAAAAGCUUCUUAACAUGAAAAAAGCAAAACAUGAAGAAGCGUUAAAGAGCAAUGCGGAAGAAUUAAAUCAUGUACACAAUGUGAUUACAACACUGAAGGAACAGAAGGAGGAUCUGAAGAAGCAGAGAGAGAAAUUCAUCUCACAACUGCAGGAAGUGAAGAUAAAGCGAGAAGAGAUCAAGAAAAAGCUGAUUGGAGGAGCAAAACUGGACAGAGAAAAAAAAGAAAAUAAGCGUAAAAAGAUCAAUGAGGAACUGGACCGGAGAAAGACAGAACUUGAUGAACUUUUACAGAACACAGAGAAACUACUGCAGACUACAGAGGAUUUGAUUAUUAGAAUGACAGAAAGGAAAGGAAAACUAGAGAACAACAGGGAACAAAUUGAAAAGCAACUGACAGCAACAGAGACACAGAUAGAGGAGAUUCAGAGGGAACUUCAGUCAGAGUCAGAGAAAGCAGAGAAAGCAGAGAAAAAACAUGGUGAAUCAUCUGAAGGUGUUGAAUGAUUUUAUAACUUGAUAUUCAAUUGAAAUCACUAAUAGUAUUGACUUUGAUUUU
Molecule: messenger RNA, 1605 nt
Organism: Scomber japonicus (chub mackerel)
Lineage: Eukaryota; Metazoa; Chordata; Actinopteri; Scombriformes; Scombridae
Product: butyrophilin subfamily 3 member A2-like
Exons: 8
Coding region: 96-1553 (485 amino acids)
Source: RefSeq, a predicted model, not a curated record